AUUCACAGCAUGCACGCGUUGUUCACGUGCAAACAUGUCAGGUAGCUACAUAAUACUUUAAGGAGCUCAGUGAGUGAUUUCACGGGUUGGGAAAUAUAAAACAGUGGCGCCCGUGUGAAGUCACAACACUUUUACGGAUCUAACAGAGACAAAUAAACAACAAAAAAAACAAAUAAAUCAAACCUGCUGAAGUUAAAAGAGUUGCGUUAGUAUUUUAAACAGGGUGAAAAUGGUUGUUAUGGCUAAAAAACCAAAGACUUUUAAGAUUGACUUCCGCGAUUCCAGCAAGGUUUUUUAUUCAGGUGGAGAUAAAGUGUCAGGAAGAGUGUUGGUGGAGGUGUCGGAGACUUCCCGGGUCACCGCCAUGAAGCUGUAUGCAAUCGGCUGCGCCAAAGUGGACUACAGUAAAGGAAAGCAGCGCUGUAAAGAUGCUGUAGAUUACCUGCAAUAUACAGACGUACUUCACCUGGAUCAACAACCAACAGAUUCGGAUGGCUCUGUUAUUCUCAGACCUGGAAAUACAUAUGAAUACACGUUUGGGUUCGAGCUUCCCCAGUCAGGGCAGCUGGUGUCCUCAUAUAAAGGCAAAUUUGGUUAUGUUGAGUACUAUGUUAAAGCAGUGAUGGAGAGGUCCUGUCAGUCGGAUGUAGAGUGCAAGAAGUAUUUUGAGGUGGAGGAACCGAUUGAUGUCAACACUCCUGAACUUACGACUCCCGCCACUGGGGUGAAGAAGAAAAAGCUGACCUGUAUGUUUAUCCCUGAUGGCAAUGUGUUAGUCACAGCAAAGAUUGACCGUAAGGGCUACUGUGUAGGAGAGAACAUCUGCAUUGAUGCCAGAUUUGAGAACUCCUGCUCCCGCAUCAUCAUCCCUAAAGCUGCCAUUAUUAUCACACACACCUAUCGUGCCAAUGGCCGCACUAAGGUGCACCGUGAAAAGAUCUCAGCUGUCAGGGGCAAUCAUAUUAUCUCUGGCAUGUGUGACAUAUGGCAGGGCAAAACCUUCCGAGUGCCUAAACUAAGACCCACCAUCUUGGGCUGCAACAUCAUCCAUGUGGACUAUACUCUGAUGAUUUAUGUGCACAUCCCAGGAAGUGACAAGCUAACCCUUGAGCUUCCUUUAGUCAUCGGAACAAUCCCCUUUACUGGCUUUGCUAGUCGUAGCAGCAGCAUGAGUAGUCAAGUAGGGAGCUCAGCAGCAUCCAGCAGCCUGGCGUCUAUGCCCUCUGCACCACCUAGCUACAGUGAAAUACCGUUGCAUGGCUGCUUUGACCCAUUCAUCACACCAUUGCUAGAUGACUACAGUGAAGAUGACAGUCCUAUCUUUAUGCACGCCAGAGCAUACCAUCUCACACCACCUCCUGCCUAUACCGAGGUACAAGAAGGAUGCAAUAGCAGAGGCACUGUGCUUGAGUCAGUUUAAACAUUUAUAGCUGCAAAAAUCUUUAAACAAGAUUAACAUUUCUUCUGUUAAGUUGUUAAUAAGUGGUUGCAGAAUUGGGAAACUUAUUUAAGGCUUAUUAUAUAAUGUAAAAACAAAAGGAUGAUUUCACUUGUUUGAUAAGCAGCUUCUUGAGAACCUCAUUAGACUAAAGUGCUUGAUUUGUGUUUCUUGAUUAUUUCUGGGGUAUCCUCAGUAUUUAGACCUGAAAGGUUUUUUUGUCCAGACGAAUGUUGAGCUUUGCCAUAUUGGUGUAAUGAUGAACCUGCCUUUCUAUUCAUUCCAGGUCAUAAUCUAAAAAGAUCAUUAGGACUGGUAUAAAUCAGUGUAACGGUGGAAAAACAAGGUUGUUGUUUUUUACUGUAAUGUAUUAAAUUAGAGUUACAAGGGCACAAUAUUAGACUGCACUUUUGAAUAUAUAUACAACUUUGUAUCAGAGUUAAUGGUUUGUGUUCAUUUUGCUAUAAAAUUGAACGUUUAUUUUAAUAAUUAACCUGUUAACAGUGUUCUAACAAUUUGUUUACUUUGAUUAUAGUAAUUACACUCAAUAAUACUGAAACCAUGCAGAGUACCUGUAAAUAAGUUUUGCUUUGGGAAUUUGAGAAUUAUGUCUUCAGUGUAAAUGUUUGUGCAUAUUUUAUACAUACAGCUAUAUUUGUAUAUAUACAUACCAAAGCACAAAUUUGGAAAUAAAAGUGUAAUGAAAA
Messenger RNA from Tachysurus fulvidraco (yellow catfish), 2145 nucleotides. It is a transcript of the gene txnipb, whose product is annotated as thioredoxin interacting protein b. Gene Ontology annotation, molecular function: ubiquitin protein ligase binding. Gene Ontology annotation, biological process: protein transport. NCBI's taxonomy places the organism in Eukaryota, Metazoa, Chordata, Actinopteri, Siluriformes, Bagridae. The coding region runs from base 230 to 1420 and encodes 396 amino acids. The record is from RefSeq and is a predicted model, not a curated record. Gene Ontology annotation, cellular component: cytoplasm. The transcript has 6 exons.